AUGAGUAUAAUGCUUCUAGAUCACGCUAGCUUCCUUGAUAAGAAUCAUUUUUAUCUUGUCACUAGUGCUGAAUAUCAUGUUUGUAUGAACUUGGAUUUGCUCACUGACUACAGACCUCUCGCAACUCCCAAGCAACCCAGUGAUCCUUUCUCUGAAGGGAAUAUCCGAGGAUGGGGAACCUUGAAGUUAAUGACUGAAGACGGGAGGAUCAUUACCAUCCCGAAAGUUGCUUACAUUCCCGAAUCAAGAAAUAAUCAGCUCAACCCUUUGAGUUUAACAAGCAAUGGAAAUGACCAUGUCUUAUUCCAUUCAUCAGGUGUUAGGCACAUGGGCUUAGGUGAGAUUGGUGUCCAUGAACGAUCCACCACUAGACUAUAUAGGUUGACGUUACCAAUUAUUCGUCCAGAGACUAGAAUCCCAAAGCUAAAUCCGAUUGAUAAGGAUGCCUUUUAUCUACUCGAUGAUGCUAUCAUGAAUAUUACCAGGGAUUGGACUAUGCUUCACAACUAUAAGGCAUCAAGCGCCAAAAAGUAUGUUGGAAUAUCGGAUACUAUAAAUGACGAAAUUCUAGGAUAUGGGGACUUGUGGUUGCGUAUUGGUAGUACAGGUAUUAAAAUUCUGAAUAUUGCUUAUGUUCCCGGCUUUAAAUGGAAUCUUCUCGACACUAAUGAAUUAUUGCCUAUUCUCGCUGAGUGUAUUCUGACAGGGAAAUGUACUGAAGUUCCUCAUACAUGUCAGGGUCAUGCUGGAAACCAUGGAUGUCCCCCACAAAAGUCCUUCCACGGUUCAUGGAAGAAUGAAUGGCGUUCCGAGCAUUGUAUUUCUGAUAAACCGAUAAAGGCACUAGCUACCGCAAUUUCCAAAUUGAAUGGCGACCCAGAAGAAUUAUAUCCUGGACGGGUCAGAGAUUUCCGCAAGAGGUAUAAUGAUACCAUUGAAUCAGAUUCCGAGACAGAUCGUGUAUCUGUAGCAUUUAAGUCGAUAACUCUUUAG
This is a messenger RNA of Hemisphaericaspora subhashii, 993 nucleotides long. RefSeq lists its product as uncharacterized. The transcript is spliced from 3 exons. Bases 1 to 993 code for a protein of 330 amino acids. NCBI's taxonomy places the organism in Eukaryota, Fungi, Ascomycota, Pichiomycetes, Serinales, Debaryomycetaceae. The record is from RefSeq and is a predicted model, not a curated record.